This is a messenger RNA of Hibiscus syriacus, 762 nucleotides long. RefSeq names its product protein RKD5-like. The record is from RefSeq and is a predicted model, not a curated record. The transcript is spliced from 4 exons. Gene Ontology annotation, molecular function: DNA-binding transcription factor activity. NCBI's taxonomy places the organism in Eukaryota, Viridiplantae, Streptophyta, Magnoliopsida, Malvales, Malvaceae. The coding region runs from base 28 to 753 and encodes 241 amino acids.
GUGAGCGAGGAAGGCAAAAAGAAGCGAAUGAUGAGCUUAAAACACCAUAACUCCAACUCUGCUUCUCUUCAAUCUCUCUCUUUUGAAGACGUCGCUGACUUCUUCUCCCUUCCUCUCGACGACGCCGCUUCCACUCUUGGCGUUUGCGCCUCCGUUCUCAAGAAAAUCUGCCGUGAAAAUGGUCUUGACAGGUGGCCUCAUCGCAAGUUUUUAGCUGGGAAGAGCAUUGAAGAAAUUAAGAAGCACGCAGAUAGAGAAAGAAGAAAAGAAAUCGCAGAGCUUUCUAAGGCUCAUUGGCAAAGCUCUCAAUCUCAACCACAAAGCAACGAACAACCCAAAUUACAAGAUGGUGCUGUUGUGCCAAACUUACAGCAACAAGGAGCAAAAAACAUACAAAUGGGGCAGACCCUGAAUUUUAACCACCAAAGCUUGAUGAUAGGAACGAAAAUGUCAGAUGAAUUUAAGUUUGGAUUCCCAUCAGAUGGCUUAUCUGUUGCUACAAACAAGUGGUGGGGAAGUAGCAAGUCCGAUGGCGAUGAAGCGGUCGACGUUGAUGGAGCUGAAACCGAGGGAGAAAACAAGCAUCAAAGUAAAGAAUUGCCUGACGAUAUGGCCAAUGACAAACCCAAUGAAAAUGGAAAAUUGGACGACCUUAAUCCUCAAGGGUCAGAUCUGCUGGCAGCUGUUAGAAAAAGGCUGUGGAAGAAGGACGAGAAGCGCUUAAACUUGGCGUCCACAGGGGCCGUGGAAUGAAAAAGCCAA